UACCGCAGACUUUUUCUGCAACAUGGACAACAUUCAAGAAGUUUCCUACAAUUUUGGUUACAUACUUCCAAUGAUAGCUACCAUUUUUAAGUCUCUGGUAAUCAACAGGAAUCAGAAGGCUAUUUAUAAGCUUAUUGAUAAGAUCCAUGAUCCCGUCAAAAAGUUUAAGUACUCAUCUGGCAAGUACAAUAAUCUUAUAGCGAUAACCUACCAAAAUUUUGAUUUCUCGAUGUUUAUACUCGCAAUUACGUUUGUUAAUUUGUCUUGCUUGUUACCGAUAAAAACAAUCUUGAGAACGCGAAUCCUGCCGAUCCGGGGUAUGUUCCCCUUCGACGAGACACCAUCCCCCCUGUUUGAAAUAAUCUACGCGAUCGAAUACUACAGUCUGGUUAUCAAUAACUUUUGGGUCCUGACCCAUGAGCCUGCAGUCAUGGGAAUGAUCAGGUGAAUAAACAUCCAGCUAGUGGUGCUCCAGUCAAACUUUCGCCACUGUAACAAUUUUAACACACCUCGCGCCACUUUUUCGAUGUCCAAUAAAAAUUACGACAUUGCCUCGAACUACAAGUACUUUAAGACAUCCGAAGAGCUACGAGAAAUCCAAGCCUUCAUUCUUUUCCAUGAAGAUGAGAUGCACGUCGACCAAGACUCGUUCAUCAAGAGGUUCAAGCUGUGCAUAAUCCACCAUCGUAGGAUAAUAAAUAUAAUCAAUGAAUACAACAAUCACUUUAGUCUGGUCUUCUUCGCCCAAAUAGCCUCUAAUUGCAUGCUAACUUGCAUUGGUCUUUUCCAAAUGGCGCUGGGUCUCAAGAAAGGUAGAAACAUCUUUAGAGAUUUGACAAUGCUUCUCAGUGGGCUGUGUCAUCUGCUGUACUGGUCUAUUUAUGGGGAUUUUCUUAUCAAAGAGGGCAGAAAAAGCAUUUACGAUUGUGGAUGGGAAAAUCAUUUCAAAACAAAUGACAAACAAGUAAUUAUAAUAGGACUAUUACAAGGACUUACGCCGAUGGUUAUGACCGCGGGUUACUUUUUCAUUUUUUCCAUGGAAGCUUACUUGUCGAUAAUACAAAAGUCUUAUUCAUACUUUGCUAUCCUCAAUACUAUGAUGACUGAG
Messenger RNA from Cotesia congregata, 1108 nucleotides. NCBI's taxonomy places the organism in Eukaryota, Metazoa, Arthropoda, Insecta, Hymenoptera, Braconidae. The record is from the annotation of a GenBank genome assembly.